AUGUCCAAACACUCAAGCAAGAUCACUUCAUGGGAACAACUCUUCGCCUCAACCUCCGACCAACUCCGCAGCCUUGGAAUUGAAAAUUCCCGACAGCGCAGAUAUCUCAUUCGCAAGCGCGAGAAGUUCCGCAACGGUCUACACGGUCCUGGUGGAGAUCUGGAACACGUCGUGGACGGCGUUGCUCAAUUGCGUGUUGUUGAAAUUCCCGCUUCAGCACCGGCAGCAAACGCAAAUGCCACCAAGGACGGCAAGGACGGCAAGAGCGAGACUUCCGCACCAAUCGUCCCCAAGACAAAGAAAGUCGUCGUAAACCUCACCCCCGACGCAACCGAAUACACGCACCAAGUCUCCAAAGUCCUGAAGAAAUACGCACACAUGAAGGUCCAGCGCGGCAAUAAGAUCAUGGGACCAUUCCUGCAGCCGAUGAAGGGCACGCACGGUACUGCUGCCACUAUCACUGUUCAGGAGGGUAUGUGGGAGGAUAAGCGUGGACAUAAGGUUGAUGGUGGUGAGCGACGACAGAAGGAGGUUCGGGCGAAGCUUAGACUUGAGGAGCGGAGAAAGGCAUAA
Penicillium cosmopolitanum is the source of this 573-nucleotide messenger RNA. Its product is annotated as mitochondrial 37S ribosomal protein mS41. The transcript has a single exon. The record is from RefSeq and is a predicted model, not a curated record. NCBI's taxonomy places the organism in Eukaryota, Fungi, Ascomycota, Eurotiomycetes, Eurotiales, Aspergillaceae. Bases 1 to 573 code for a protein of 190 amino acids. Gene Ontology annotation, cellular component: mitochondrion.